Molecule: messenger RNA, 564 nt
Organism: Corchorus capsularis
Lineage: Eukaryota; Viridiplantae; Streptophyta; Magnoliopsida; Malvales; Malvaceae
Source: the annotation of a GenBank genome assembly
AUGGAAAGGCUCUCACAUCUCAUCCAAUAUAAAAUCGAAGCAAGAAGAUGGAAGCCAGUUAAAAUCAGUAAAUCUGGUCCCCCAAUUUCUCAUGUUUUCUUCGCUGAUGAUCUUGUCUUGUUUUCUGAUGCUUCUGUUAAACAGGUGGAGGUUGUUGUUGAAACUCUCAAGGAGUUCAAUCUCUGGUCUGGGCAAUCAGUGAGUUUAGCCAAGUCUAAAAUUUGUGCCUCAAAUAAUAUCAGAAAGUCAGAGGCAUUUGAGCUGUCAAGAAGAGCCAAAAUCCCAUUAACAGAGGACUUGGGGAAGUACUUGUGUGUUCCCCUCAUCCAUAGCAGGGUAACCAAAAAGACCUACUGGAGUUUGGUAGAGAAAGUACAAGAAAAACUUGCGAACUGGAAUAUUAAUACUCUUUUGCUUACUAGAAGGACUGUACUCAUUAAAUCUGCCGCAGCACCGGUGCUUAUUUACACAAUGCAAACCAGCGAGCUCCCCUCAGGCGUGUGUGAUGAGAUUGACAAAUGUUGCAGGGCCCUUUUAUGGGGAAGCAUUGCUGAUAAAAGGAAG